GUGGCCCGCGUCCUACACAUCCCCAUAAGCAGCCAGCAUUCCGUCAUAGAGGCUGAACAGAUUCUUUCCUCCUGAUCACGAAAUCCUCCUUCAUAUUCGGAUGGUGGUGAACAACGCAAGUAGGGCCAUUGAAUAGAUUAAAAGAAAACAAGGACUAUGAAAGACUGAAAUGACACACCUGGGCAACUGUAGAGCGUCGUACCGAUUGAGGCUACCGUCGCAUAAUCAUGGUGCACCAGUUGUGAGACCCAAGGCCCGACCGCAAAAAAGUAAGCCAGGAUACGAAUUAUUCAUCGCGCUAAGUGCCUUUCAUGGAGAGCCUUCAAGUUGUUUCGGUGCAAAAAGUGUUAUGUUCUCCUGGUAAGAGGUUUGCGGUACUGAAGAUGUGUUUGCCAACAGACUGGCUACAGCAAUGUAGGCUUCACUGGUUUUUGCACCCGCACAUUCUCAUCGAGUGUUUCCCUCCUAAACUCAAACGGCUGACCUGAGGUUUGUUAUGACGGAAGCUUC
Messenger RNA from Serpula lacrymans var. lacrymans S7.9, 510 nucleotides. RefSeq lists its product as uncharacterized. The transcript is spliced from 2 exons. Bases 170 to 364 code for a protein of 64 amino acids. The record is from RefSeq and is a predicted model, not a curated record. NCBI's taxonomy places the organism in Eukaryota, Fungi, Basidiomycota, Agaricomycetes, Boletales, Serpulaceae.